UCAUUAAUGACGCACAUUUAAAUCGUCAUUUGCAAGGAAAUAUGAGUGGUGUAAAGUCGAGCGGUCUGAUAUAUACUGAUAUAUUUUGAAAAGUAAGCUAAAUUGUAGGGAGACGCUUUAACUCGCACGUACAUUUAGAUGGCUAUCAUUAUUUAUCAUUGUCAUAUCAGAAUAUUUGUUUAGUACUUGUAUUAGACAACUGGGAAUCACGGUUUAGAACAUCAAACAAGAUCAGCCUAACUUUUUUUGGCUGAUACGUGCUUUUUAGAUAUUUUUUAGAAAGACUCUACACCAAACCUUAAUCGAAUCAGAAUUGAUUCGAGCUGAAGUCUAAAAUCUAUCAAGGAUUUUACUUAAAACCGAUAUGGGAAAAGCAACUUAAAUUCGUUUUUAUACCGGUCGCUCAAGUUUGUAAAAUGUUAUUUGCCAAUUAUAGACACUUGGUCAAUUAUAAUAUAAAUGUAAUAUAUAAGCCAGAUUUUACAAAAACCAGGACAGGAGUGAUAGUACAACGAGUAGGCGCAUGCAAAUAUUUAAUAACAUGCUUUGGAAAUCUGGUUUCCUUGUAGCUGCCAUUAGACCAGGCCGAAUAAAUAAUGUAUGUAUCUGCUCGUUAUUUUUUUAUUCUAUUUAUAUUCAAGUGCCGAGAUGAAAUGGCGUCAAUUUGUUACAGUUAUACAUUUUAGCAAUUUAGUAAUUAGUAGGUACGUUCAUUAAAUCCUGCUUUCUGCAAGUAUUUGUAUGAUAGAUGCAAUUCUUCUAAUUGUAUACCUAAAGAACUUACUAAGUUCACAUGGAAAAAUUGUCCACGGCCUUAUCGCUAACUUUUAGCGCAAUACCCGACAGGAAGACACCCACCUAGUGAACGGGAAAAGAUAAAAACAAAUUUUAUAUAAUUUGGCAGUUACAAAAAGCAUCUCAUCCAAACCAACAAUGCCCGUGUUAAUCCAAUAUUGGUUUGUUAUUCUGUUAACUUUUGCAUAUUUUUGUGAUACUUUAGUACUAAGACCAGAACAAGCUGACUCAGUGAUAUCUAACGAUGAAGAUGUAAAUCGCGGUCAUAUUAGACGAAAACGGUUUCUGGGUCUAAGCAGGAAAUUUAAGCUUAACAAACGUUAUCAAGAAUGUAUUGGUCCCGGUGAUGCGAAAGGGCAUUGCAAACACUUAACGUUUUGUCCUAUCGACGUUUUAACAGGAACAAGAGCAACUUUGGAAUACUUGUGCGUCAUAGAAAAAACGUUUGUAGGAGUUUGCUGUCCAGAUGACGUGGCAUUAAGUGGUAUGGUCGGUUCUCAGUUGAUUAUGGACCUUCCAGCUGGCGGAGACGAUUAUGGGGACCAAAAUAAUAUCACCGGUUGCGGACUUUCAGCUGAAGGUCGCACGAUGAAUUCCAAACAAUCUUCUAGGGUACAAGAAUGGCCUUGGCUGGCAGCCUUCUAUCACCCGGAAGAUUAUGAGCAACGUUCUGAGCAGCAGUUUUGUGGCGGCGCUGUUAUUACAGACAAUCAUAUACUCAGUGCAGCUCACUGCUUUCAAGGAGAGUCCCCCCAAAACAUCAAAGUGCGCUUAGGAGAAUACGACUUUUCCAAGUCGAAUGAAACUCGAUUUAGAGACUACGACGUUGCUGAAAUAAUUAACCAUGAAAAUUUUGACUACUCAACGUAUGAAAACGACAUUGCCAUUGUUAGACUUGCAGAACCUACGUCAUUUAAUUCAUAUAUUUGGCCCAUUUGUCUUCCUCCGACGGGUGUCAAUUUUGAGGAUGAAACUGUGGUAGUGGCUGGUUGGGGCUAUAAAAAAUAUGGUGUAGCCAGUUUCUCAGAAAUGCUCUUGCAGGUGUCGAUUCCUGUAUGGAAUCAGCAGAAAUGUGUUGACAGUUUUUUGCAGCGAAUUACUGAAUACAAUAUUUGUGCUGCUGCGUAUGAAGGCGGCAAAGACUCAUGCCAGGGUGAUUCUGGAGGGCCUUUGAUGUAUCAGUUGCCAAAUGGGCGCUGGGUAACUAUUGGGGUCGUCUCAUGGGGUUUAGAAUGUGGAAAUGUGGGUAGUCCAGGUAUUUACACCAGAGUCAAUAGAUAUCUGCCCUGGAUUAUCAAAAACACCAUUGCUAAAACUUAGAGCAACUUAGUUGUACUCUUGACUGCAUAUUGGGUUACCGAUAAAUUGCAAUUUUUCAUUCGCUUACCAAUAAAACGCGCUAGAUUUAAAAUACUGACGUCCAUAUAUUUUAAAAUCCACAUGCUUCAACAUUCACUUAACUUAGAAAGCGUAAGCUUUUCUUGAACUAGACUUGUCGCCAAAUUAAUACAUAAGAGGUCAUAUUAAAAACUAGGAACAGUACAUAUAAUUCUAUUAAUAUAAAAUAAAUAUAUUGAUUGUAUAUCGUUUGUAUAGCACUGCAGCAUAGCGUUCAAUAAAAAAUAUAAAAAUAAAUAAAUACUCUGCGUAGUGACUAGAAAACAUCAGUAUUUCUAUUAAAUCAUGUGCCAGAUAUAUUUCUAAUGCAAUAUCAUGUGCAGUGACAAGUGGUCAUGUCUAGUGAUAAGCUUUUAAUUGCAGGAUAAAACUGCUAGUUUAACCUGUAAAAUGGCAUCAUAAAAUAAAGCUGAAAUCAUAACCGUUUCAUAAAAUGUUCAUGUUGAUUCAACCCAAGCCAGUGGCAGAUGUUCAAAAACUCCUUUUUGGGAAUUUUUAUUUUGGACUCAAUACACCUGAAAAUUACUGUUUUUGGGAUAUGAAAAUAAGUGUUAUUGUUGUUCAAUUGCACUUUAGAGCUAAGAUCUUGCACCUGUUAAUUUUUGGUUCAUCUAAAGAUAUUUUUAUUGAACAACCUGUGCAUGUCUAGGUAAGCUAGACGACGAUUUACAGCUCAUGUCAAUCACAAAAUCCUAUUAUUUAAAAUAAUAUAAAAUCUCUUAUAAUGUCAACAAGUUUAAAACGAAUUGCUCUGUAGCUGCUUUAGGUUGCAACUUCUUUAAUUUGCUUAUAGGUACACUAGUAUUUGCUUAAAAGAAGCGUAAAAUUCUUGUGCAUACACAGGGUGUUCGAACUACAUAUUAUAACAUAUUAUAACAUAUUAAUGCUAAUAAAAUCUCAUUACCCUGUUUUUUAAAUACCCUGUAUACACAUUACAUGGAAUUAUUUUCUGCAUAUAAAUGUUCAAAAAUAUACUUUUGUGUCUUGUCUUCCACUAUAGAAAACAGUGAGAGUACGUCUAAAGGAAAUAAUAGUAUGUUCAUGGCGGUCUAGUUGUGUAAUUUAAAACUGAACCAGAAUUGUGUAACUAAAUACAUUUACCUUAUACCUACCUA
Molecule: messenger RNA, 3308 nt
Organism: Dendroctonus ponderosae (mountain pine beetle)
Lineage: Eukaryota; Metazoa; Arthropoda; Insecta; Coleoptera; Curculionidae
Product: trypsin-1
Exons: 8
Coding region: 934-2115 (393 amino acids)
Biological process (GO): proteolysis
Molecular function (GO): serine-type endopeptidase activity
Source: RefSeq, a predicted model, not a curated record